This is a messenger RNA of Pangasianodon hypophthalmus (striped catfish), 5809 nucleotides long. RefSeq names its product cholinergic receptor, nicotinic, alpha 11 (gene chrna11). Lineage: Eukaryota; Metazoa; Chordata; Actinopteri; Siluriformes; Pangasiidae. Gene Ontology annotation, biological process: nervous system process; chemical synaptic transmission; monoatomic ion transmembrane transport. The coding region runs from base 189 to 1922 and encodes 577 amino acids. Gene Ontology annotation, molecular function: transmembrane signaling receptor activity; acetylcholine-gated monoatomic cation-selective channel activity. The transcript has 10 exons. Gene Ontology annotation, cellular component: postsynaptic membrane; synapse; neuron projection. The record is from RefSeq and is a predicted model, not a curated record.
GGCGCUCUUUCUGCCUCGCUGUCCCUUUCUCAUUCAUUCCACUCAGUGCUUGAAUCACAGCAUCUCCUGCCUUCCUCUCAUCUCCUUCAUACCUCACACAGGAUUUCUCCUCUUCCUCUCCUUCUCCUCAUUUUGGAUCUGUUUUUCACACUCUCUCUCUCUCUGCGUCUCUGCGUUUCACACUUGGAAUGUGGCACUCUUUGGUUUUGACUUUGUUUGGAAUCUCCACUUUGGUCCAGGUUUCUGUUCAGGGCCCUUACCAGAGGACUCUGUUAAAAAACUUGUUAAAAGACUACAAUCGUAUGGAGCGGCCAGUAGCCAAUGACUCACAGCCUCUCACAGUCGUCCUUACUCUCAGCUUGGUACAGAUCAUGGAUGUGGAUGAGAAAAAUCAGGUUCUCACCACCAAUAUUUGGCUGAACAUGCAUUGGUAUGAUUAUUAUCUGCAGUGGAACCAAUCAGAAUAUCCAGGAGUGAAGAAUCUUAGAUUCACCACUGACCAAAUUUGGACCCCAGACAUCCUGCUUUACAACAGUGCUGAUGAUGACUUUGAUUCAACCUUUAAGACCAAUGUGCUGGUGAAUUCCAGCGGCUACUGCAGCUAUCUGCCUCCAGGUAUCUUCAUGAGCACGUGUAAUGUGGAUGUUCGCUGGUUUCCUUUCGACAUCCAGAAGUGUGAGUUGAAAUUUGGCUCAUGGACAUUUGACGGGUGGCUCCUGGACCUUCAGAUGAGUGAGGCUGAUAUUUCUGGCUACAUGCCCAAUGGAGAGUGGGACCUAGUGGGUGUGCCUGGCACAAGGAAUGAGGUUUUCUAUGACUGCUGUAAGGAGCCAUACCCAGACGUGACAUUUGUGGUAACCAUCCGCAGACGAACACUCUACUACGCCCUGAACCUCCUCAUUCCCUGCGUACUGCUCUCCUCCAUGACCCUACUGAUCUUUGUGCUGCCUGCCGACUCUGGAGAGAAGAUCUCACUGGGUAUUACAGUUCUGCUAUCACUAACAGUCUUCAUGUUACUGGUGGCAGAAAUUAUGCCUGCCACUUCUGACUCCAUUCCACUCAUAGGGCAGUACUUUGCUAGUAUAAUGAUCAUCGUUGGGAUGUCAGUCAUAGCGACUGUGGUUGUGCUACAAUAUCAUCACCAUGAUCCAAAUGGGGGAAAUAUGCCUAAAUGGGUCCAGCUGGUUCUGCUCCAGUGGGUGGCCUGGUUUUUGCGCAUGAAGCGCCCUGGUGAGUGUGAAGACCCUGAGCGUCCUCCAUGUGCUCCCCAUCUACGCCGUUGCUCUUCAGGCUCCCAUACUGGCAGCCUUCCCAACACGGUUGACCAUCACCAACACCACCAUGUGCCUACCACGUUACACCCACUCCACCCCCAGAGCCUCUUGCAAGCAGCAGGCCAUGUCAACCACCUGCCUUCACAGGGUAACAGUGCUAACAACAAUGGCAACCUGCUCUACACUGGCUUCCCAAGCUUGGACGAAGCCUCGCCGCCUCCACUAUUGGCCGACUCGGCCAACAGGAACAGCAUAUCAGGUGGUGUCACUCGACCGGGGUCUUCCAGCCCACCUCCCCACUUGCCCUCACAUUUCAGCAGCCCGCCCCCUCCACCAACGCCAAACCUGGAUGCCCCUGGAUGCCCCAGUACGGUCUCGGGUGGUGCUGGCGGCUGUUCAUGCUCAGCAGCCAGUGGCAGCGGAGGAGACCCACAGCUGCAGGCUAUCCUGGAUGAAGUGCGUUACAUUGCUGAGCGUUUCAGAGCCCAGGACGAAAGCGACAGUGUAACAGAGCAGUGGAAGUUUGCAGGGGCUGUCAUCGACCGUCUCUGCCUUGUGGCCUUCAGUGUCUUUAACAUCAUCUGCACCAUCUCCAUCCUCAUGUCAGCACCCAACUUUGUCGAAGCUGUUUCCAAGGAUUUCAUUUGAUGAGACACAAAUGAAUGCACAACGUGUAGAUGCAGAAAAGUCUGUCUGUAACCAGGAAAUAUCUCAGAUUGUGGGAAACAUAAAGUGUAUUCAACAAGAGACAGACAUAUGGACAGAACUGACAAAUUGACCUAUUUGUGGCAAUAGUAUCUGGCCAAACAUUAACCUCAAAGAGAGGGAGAGAGAAUUGGAACUAAAAUCUCAUUCAGAAGGAUGUAACAUGGUCUUGUCAUCAUAGGACAGUACAAGAUCACUGUGAAGUGUCAAAAUAUAUUUUGAGAAUGUGCAUGUUUGUGUGUUGUACUGAAUGAAACAAAAAUGGAGCUGGUAACAGUGAGCAACAAAAGAGAGGGGGGAGGAGAGGCUCAGGAUGUCUAUGGAGUUGUGUGGGUGGUAUUGACUAAAAACAGAAAAUUUGAGAAAUCUUUAAUAGAGAACAAAAUGAGGAUAAGGGUUUCUUUUCCCUAUUUCCUUUUGAUAGCACACAGAGGAGUGGGAAGCCUUUUUACUUUCUGCAGCAAAAUACAAUAGAGUAACGGGUAAUAGAUGAAUACAGAUGUUAGGAGCAGAAUGCUCUUUAAACAUACCAAGAUACAGAUCGAUGGAGAUAGUAAAUCAUCAAUGAGGGAAGAGUGGAUGGGAGGACAAAGGCAACGAAAGACAGCAAGAGUCAAAGAAGAAAGAGGAAUGAGAGAUGAACAUGCGAGGUGAGGUGAGAUGCGAAGUGAACAGUGUAGGAAAUCAAAACAGUGAUAGGGGAAAAAGUGAGAGAGAGAAGUAGAAACAAAACAUGUUCCUGGCAGAGCUGGAAUCCUGUUGUGGGAGAGAUGUAAAAUAGAGCAUCUCACAUCUUGAAACACAGCACAAAGAUGCAACUUCAUUCAAAGGAAACAAAAUAACAGACUAGACUUACAUAAUGCAUAAAUAAAGAAAGAUUGAUAGCUCUGAGACAAAGAGAUGGGACACUGGAAUGAUUCCCUUGAAACACACUGAGAAAUGGCACACAGGCACUGACGACACUUUUACAAUCUUCCAGACAUUUUAUUCCCCAACAUCACUGAUGACAGAUGGUGGUCGAAAGAAAAAAAACAAAAACACUUGCAGAAUAUUCAAGUCCACCCCCACAAUUAAUAAGAAUUGUAACAAGCAAAACUAAUUUAGUUUAAUUUCAUAAGAAUGAAGCGUAAGAGACGCUACAACCACUACUCCCACCCAUUACCCUCUUCUUAAACAUUAGGAAUAUUUCAUGCAGUUUGACUUUUUAAAGAAGACACCAUGAGACCAUACUGUCUAUUCAGUAACUGCAGAACGGCAGUGGCCCCAAUGCUGGACCAAAUCCAGGAUCCAGCAUGCACUGUAGCUGUUGUAUGGCUGAAAGCAGUGUGUUUUAAGAAGUAGGGAUUUUCUCUAACACAUUAAUACAGCCAGGCUGAACAUUGUUUUAAUAUUUUAAGUUAGGAUAUUUUCUACCAUUUCCUUUUGUUUCCUUGAAGUUCCUACGCAUACACUUUUUAAACUUUCGAUUAUCAUUUACUGGUGGUUAUAUUUUACACAUUUCUCAAACAUUCAGUGGCACUUAUUCAUCAAAGAUAUUAUGAUAUUAUGAGUUUACCACAAUUUGAGAAUUUUUAACAUGAUUUUAACAACCAUGAUUUAUAGCAUUUUAUUAUUCAUGAUCAUGAUUAAAUCAUUAGAUUACAUCAUCAUAUCUAUAUAUUAUUAUUAUUAUUAUUAUUAUUAUUAAUAAUAAUAAUAAUAAUAAUAAAUCUCUUGGCUAAUAAGUAAUUCAAGUAAAUAAUUUUUCCUCUGUCACACUCCUUUGAUGUUAAUUUGAGGCUUUGAAAAAAAAUGGAGAUAUAAAAUGUUUUGAGAAAAAUAAAUUGUAACAGCGUAAGAAUAUUACAUUUAGAGAAUGUAGAAUGCCAAAGUAGAAGGAUAUCAGUGUUAGGAUCUGAUUGUGAUAAAGGAAUGAGAGUUUACUUGAGAUAUCUCCUUUUCCGCACACAGCAAUGAAUUUCCUUUUAUUUCAUUUGGUGAAACGACACUAAACUGUUCUUUAUUCUGACGUUUUUUCUUUGUCUUUCUUAAAAUAUUAAGACUUCAUUCUCAGAAACCCAUAGCUUUCACAUUUUAACAGUUGAUUAACAUUCAUUUCAAAGUAUUUUCAUAAAUAAGACAUUGAGCAGUUUGUACAGCACUCUCAAAUCUACUCCUAUUGCUACACAGCUCUGAUGAAUAAAGGCCACUGACAGUCAUUCAACCAUCAUGUGUCAUUGAAGCACCUGUUGUUUUAGACUUGUUUUUGAACUGUUUCCAUUUAACCAAAAUCCAACAGGAAACAGUGAGCAAAGUGUUCACUCCCACAAAACAUCUAAACAUUUAUGGGGAUGCUAGAAAGAGCAAGAUUGGUAGCAGGAAAUGGCACUAGGAAGGUAGUGCAAGUUUCCAUAUUACAGUGAGCACAAACAGAUAUUGUCAUCUGAGCAGAUGGGACAUAAAUGGUCAAUAAGCCAAGUUUGCGGACUUGCCUUUUACUGUAUGUGUCUACUGAAUUAGGUUACAGAAGAUUUAUAGCUCACCAUUUACAUUAAAAGACCUAUAAUCUAUGGAGCAUCAGAACACACACAGGAAAGGACAUCAGCACUGAAAGGGCAAAUUGGAGGUUGCUAAGGAAUGGGUUGUGGAGGCAAUCAGGCUGGAGUCUGACUGACUACAAGUAGAUUGCCUGUGUUUGAUGUUGAAAGACCUGUACCACCCAAUUACAUCAGAAAACAUUAAUGGUAAGAUGGACAAAAAUUUAGCACAGUCCAUUUUAUAGCUAAUUUUAGCUGGCUUGUCCAGUAACUUCCAUAUAACUAUGACUAGAGUGAUGACAGCUCUGAAACAUGCACCCAGAAACCAGAUGCUUUGCAGAAUGACAAUUAUUUUUAGCUAGGGAUCCAACAGGUUUGGCAUGGAGAAGAGUUAGAGCACCAGAACUACAUCAUAAAUAACAACACCAAAAUUGGGCAGUUAACUGGAAUUACUUACAGAAGCAAUCAAACAACAUUUAUGAUAAGAAAAAAUUAAGCAUGGCACAGAUGGCCAAGAAGUAGACUGUAUUAAUUAGUUAGCUGUGCAGGAUAAUCAAACAACUGAUUCAGCAGAAGUGCAGUAGCAGCCAUCGUUUGGAAGAGAGUAAAUUUUUCCCAACAACACAGACUCAGAUGGUGUUCAGACUCCAGAGAAGAUGUCAAGAAAUGUUCAGGAUCAUGUCUGUGCUCUUUGUGGACGUACUCUUUAGUAUUCUGGAGUGUGUGAAUGUGUACGUGUGUAUGGUGCCCUGUGAAUACUGGCGUCCCAUCUGGUGUAAAUUCUUCUGCCUUGCACCCAGUGUCCCUGGGAUGGGCUCCGGAUCCUCUGUGACCCUGACCAGGAUAAAGUGGUUACUGAAGAUGAAUGAAUGAAUGAAUGAAUGAAUUUAGUAUUCUCUCUUCUCAUCUGACAAGUACAAAGACUGGAUGAAGGUCAAUUGAUGACAAAAUCAUUAAUCUCUCACUCCCUCUGCCAUACCUGCAACUCAUUCCAUGUGCAUAAUUCAAGUCUGAUUUUGUGGGAUUUACCUGGAUGAUUAUCAGAUGGGCCUUGCUUCUCUGCCACUUACAGUGAAAUUUCUUUUAUACCCAAUGUAAUCUUCGUGGUCAACAAUAGUUAACAUUCAUUCUCUCUCUCUCUGUCUCGCUCUCUCUCUCUCACAUAGAGACACACACACAUUCUUUCUCUAUUUGUGGAACCACAAGGUGGAGCAUACAUAAGUGGUAAUGGUAGCAACAUCAUUCUUCUGGCUGUUCUCCUCAAACUUGCGUGUCCCAUCAAGGCACCACUGUUGCUAGAAGUCACGAUUAGCA